AUGACAUCUCCUCCAACUCAAUUACCUUCUCCUAUUGAACAGGCAGAACCAAAGCCUGUCCCUUCAACACCAACUCGGAAGCGGCAGAAAAGAAAGAAUGAUUUUAAUAUCGGAAAAGUUAUAGGAAGAGGCGCAUUUGGUGAAGUUCUGAAGGUACAAGAUAUAGAAACAGGUAAAUACUAUGCUAUGAAAGUUUUAUCAAAGUCGCGCAUAUCCAGAGAGAAAAAAAUCAACUACGUGAUCUUAGAAAGAGAUGCAAUGAAUGCUCUAAAUCAUCCAAACAUAAUUCGACUAUAUUUGACAUUUCAAGACAACUCUAACCUAUAUUACGUUGUAGAACUUGCCGAUAAUGGCGAUCUACAACAUGUUCUGAAUCAAUACGUUUCAUUAGAUAUUCCAAUCGCAAAACAAAUACUCGGACAGAUACUUUUAGCUCUUGCGCAUAUGCACCAGCGCAGAAUUAUCCACAGAGAUAUUAAACCUGAAAAUAUUUUGUUAGAUCAUAACAAUUCCGUCAAAAUUACAGAUUUCGGAACUGCCAAGAUGUACAAACGUGAUGAACCCUUUUACAGCCAACACGGAAGCCUCGUUGGUAGCCCAGACUACGUUUCUCCAGAAACGCUCAACGAAACUCCGAUUUCCGCUGCAACUGAUCUGUGGUCAUUCGGAUGUCUCGUAUACCAGUUUUUUACAGGUUACGCGCCUUUUCAUACUUCAUCAAAUUAUGAAACUUUCCAGAAGAUAGAAUCUGGCAAAUAUACCAUCCCAGACUUUGUUCCUGCGGAUGCUAAAGAUCUUAUUACAAAAUUACUUAAAUUAAACCCAGAAGAAAGGAUUGGAUACAACGAUUUUGAUAAAGGCUACGAAACAAUCAAAUCUCAUCCAUUCUUUAGUGGCAUUAACUGGGAAGAGCUUCCUCGUAUGAAACUGGAUGGUUUUAGAUCAUUUGAACCUGCCGUUCAAGCAAUGAAAGAAAAUCAACAGAAAGAUUCGACCAAAAAGCUCUUUUCUGACUCUGAAAUUGUCAUCAAAGAAGGUAUGGUCGUCUUUGAAAGCAAACAGAGAAUGCUUGUCCUUUUAGAACCUCCAAAACUUUUAAUUUGCAAUAUAGACCUGACGCAAAUCAAAAAGAACAUUCCAUUAUCAAAUAUCGCAUCUGUUUCCAUCCAAGGAAAUGAACUUGUUCUUGUUAAUGGCUUGACAAACGCGAAAUAUGAAAUAACUUGUGACUCUGAUGAUAUUCAGUUAUGGCUAUCUGCUAUCAAGGAGUCCAUAAGUUCAAAGUGA
Messenger RNA from Trichomonas vaginalis G3, 1287 nucleotides. Its product is annotated as STKc PDK1 domain-containing protein. The record is from RefSeq and is a predicted model, not a curated record. The coding region runs from base 1 to 1287 and encodes 428 amino acids. Gene Ontology annotation, molecular function: ATP binding; protein serine/threonine kinase activity. The transcript has a single exon. Lineage: Eukaryota; Parabasalia; Trichomonadida; Trichomonadidae. Gene Ontology annotation, biological process: peptidyl-serine phosphorylation; intracellular signal transduction.